This is a messenger RNA of Anthostomella pinea, 1128 nucleotides long. The record is from the annotation of a GenBank genome assembly. Lineage: Eukaryota; Fungi; Ascomycota; Sordariomycetes; Xylariales; Xylariaceae.
AUGUUCCACGAAUUAGCCGACAAGAUCGCAGCCAACACCUCAAAGCUCAACGAUUACCUGGUGGCCAACGGCCUGCCUACGCCGUCAUUUGACGUUGAUGGACCUUCGGACACUUUGGUCCCGAAGAACGAAUUCGACAUCAAAGCAGCCCGUGUUGCGAUCAUCGACAAUACCCAGGAGCUGCGACGCCUUGUCCUUGGGCCUCGAGAGUACCUCAUGAGCUACACGCACGAUGAGCUGAUUAGUCAACAAGCAAUCACUCGCUUCGGCCUCGCUCAUGCGUUCACUGUCGGGAGCGAGGCUUCCUUCUCGGACAUCGCUGCGGCAACUGGGCUCAAUGAGACCAAUGUGCAACAAUUCAUUCGCCACGCCAUCAUGAAGGACAUCUUGGUCGAGCCACGUCCUGGCGUUGUCGCUCACAAUGCAGUAUCGCGCUUGCCCAUCGAAGAUCAAGUCAUACACGACUGGGUUGGCGCGAGUACAGAUGAUCUGUGGCAAGCUGCUUCUCAGACAUGCAACGCCCUGGAGAAAUUUCCAGGCUCGCAGGAAAGCAAUGAAACGGGCUUUGCACUCGCAAACCAGACCGAUAAGAAUGUAUUCGAAGUCUUUUCCCAGUUUCCAAGCCGCGCACGCAGAUUUGGGAAUGCCAUGCGCUCCUUCACCGAGGGCACCGGUUUCGAGCUGAGCCAUGUUGUGGAGAAUUUUCCCUGGGGAGAGCUCAAGGACGGAAUGGUCGUGGACGUUGGUGGCUCGCAGGGGUUUGCUUGCGUGGCCAUUGCCCACAAGUUUCCCUCCCUGUCGUUUGUGGUCCAAGAUCUGGAGGCCGUCAUUGAGGGUGCCGAGAAACAAGUCCCACCCGAACUGGCUCCUCGCAUCAAAUACAUGGUACACGAUUUUCUCACUGAGCAACCCAUCAAAGGGGCUGACGUCUACUUCUUUCGAUGGAUCUUGCACAAUUGGUCAGACAAAUACUGUAUCAAGAUCUUGCAGAGCCUCGUUCCUGCGCUCAAACCAGGGGCCAAGAUCGUACUGAACGAUAAUAUCCCGCCUGAGCCAGGGGUCUUGUCUAAGUGGCAGGAAGAUCGCCUUCGUACAAUGGAUCUCACGAUGACCGAGAUUCAAAACUGA